This is a messenger RNA of Actinia tenebrosa (Australian red waratah sea anemone), 3044 nucleotides long. RefSeq names its product putative serine/threonine-protein kinase drkB. The record is from RefSeq and is a predicted model, not a curated record. Gene Ontology annotation, molecular function: protein kinase activity; ATP binding. NCBI's taxonomy places the organism in Eukaryota, Metazoa, Cnidaria, Anthozoa, Actiniaria, Actiniidae. Gene Ontology annotation, biological process: protein phosphorylation.
UAUCUUAAUUGUAGAUCUUGCUACUGUUGACAUCCAAGAAGAAGAUUUAACAACUAAAGAAUUAAUUGGCAAAGGCCAAUUUGGCUCAGUUUAUAGAGGCCUUUGGAAAGGUCUUCAGGUUGCCAUAAAACAAAUUCCUAGAGGGUAUGGAGAUCCAGAUAUUAGUGAAGUAAAUAUUUGUAGGUAAGCUUAAUUGUGAUAACAAAGCAUUAUUUGAGGUAAAUUGAUAAAGGCAGCUUAUAUAUACCCUCAGGUUUUAUUUCCUUUCAUGUAAUGUCUAGCUAGGGUAUAUGAUGCUAAUUAUGAUUGUAUUUUUGUCUUUUACUAAACAGACGCUUGAGACAUCCAAACAUAAUAAUGUUAUUUGGCUGUUUCAUUUCUGAAACAGACACUAACAUUAUCACCAAUUACAUCAAAGGGGUGAAUCUUGGUGUUGCACUGGGACUCAUAAGAGGUACUACGAGCCAAUUGACGAGAAGUACAAUGGUUUUCUCCUGUUUUUCAUUGCCCAAGGCAUGUCUUACUUGCAUGAAAAAGAGGUAAUUCAUCAAGACCUUAAACCUGCAAACAUCAUUGUUGAAGAUGGUUCUAGGAAACCUAUCAUUUGUGACUUUGGUGUAAGCAAACUUAAAGACUUAGCGGUCACAAAUAUGGCAGGAUCUAAUGCUGGUACACUUGGGUACCAGCAUAUAGAACAGCUUCAUGGCGAGAAAGCUACAACUGCUGUUGAUGUGUAUUCUUUUGGAGUUAUAACAGGUGAAGUAUAUUCAAGGCAACCAGCUUGGACAGGGAAAACAUUUGUUGAAGUAAAAAAAGCCAUAGAAAAAGAGGAAUAUCCCACCUUUCCACGCAUUCCUCAAGAAUACAAAGAUCUCAUGGCAAAAUGCUUCAAACCUGCCAAACAGAGAGCCACAUUUAUGGAGCUUUUGCCUGACUUAGAAUCUUUAUCAAAAAUUGAUGUUUGGUAAAUAUCAUAUAAGCUCAUUACCUGAAAUUUAUUUUGAUGUUAAAUUUUAAGUGCUAGACUGAUGAAAUUUUUAACUUGCUGUUUUUUUGUCUGGAUCGAAAGACAUUAUUUUGAUAGUGAAGCAAUAUGUCGCUUUCCUUUUUUAAAUAUAUUUUAUUCUAACAAAGAUAUUGGAGUUAUAAAAAUUGGUGGCCAUUUUGUUGAUGACAUCAUAGUCUCGAUUGAUACUUGACAAGACCAAGGAAUAUGAUAAGCUGUAUCUCACUGUAUCCCGUUUUUAACCAAGAUCAGUCAAACUUGGUAGUAAAGUAUUUUAGCUGUUCUUCAAAACAAACUAUAUAGAUUAGUUGUCAUAGCAACAGCCUUGGUUCCAGGCCACCCCUACCUUAAAUUCAAGCUUUUGAGAGUUUUCCCCUAAUAUUAAAUGUUAUUGAAUAAGACAAAGUUAAAAUAUCUGUUAUUGUCAUAGAAAAAUACGUAGCCAAACAUUUUUUGCAUCAGUUAAAAAUCAACAAGACAAUCAUCACAAUGCCAAAAAUGUUGUUUGGGGCCUGGGCACAAGUUAGUUGUCAUAGCAACUUCAGUUUGUUCUAAAAACAAGCAUACUGCAAAGUUGGAAUUAUUUAUCACAUUAAUACACUUAGAAACAAACUGAUAUCUAUAUUGAAGCAAUUUAACUUUGAGUUGAGAAUAUGACGUCAUCAACCUCCUAAUUAGCACACACUUGAAGCUUAAGUAUCUCUCAAACCAAAAGUGCUAACAAGGAACGGCAAAUGAAAAUUUUCUUAUUUUGCCAAGCACUUAAAAAUGUGUGUAAAUAGUACAAUUUGGAGACAUUAAAAUUUCAUAGGACGGUCUCGCACUUGAUAAUAACAUCAUAAAUUACAUAUGAUAAAUUAAGUUAAGUUAAAGUUAUACUGUCUAGAGAAUAAUAGUAAUGUUAGAAAUUUAUGGCUUGAAGUUGUGUUCAUGACAUACAGUCAUUUCCAAUAGAGGCUUUGCACUAUCUUUGACCCCCAUAGCAGUUGUAACUACGCCACCAUGAGAGUUGGCAGCUUUUUGUGCUUCAUUCAGACAAGAUAGCUGUGUUUGAUCACUAUGGGGAGGUUUUGUUGUGUUUUGCACCAUAGUUACCCUAAUGCUAUGGGGAUGGGAUAGUGCAACAUUGGAAAAGAGAAGUUUAGUUUAUUUUCUCAGUAUCUUGCUUCAUUUCACAUUCCAUAUAUUUAUCCAUCUUUUCCUCCACUAUUAUUUUAAAAUACUACAUUAUGUUUAGAAACUAUAGCCAUGGUGCCUCAAUCCAAGAAUAAUGACGUCAUUUACGAAAAGGUGUAUUAAUUGAUAUUGAAUAUAUAUAAACAUUAUCGUUGAAAUGCAACCCUCGGAGUUUGAUGUCUUGUUUGCCGACUAGCAUUUCAACGGCUGUCAGUCAAAGAACUAAAAUUGAAAAAAAUUAUAUCUUGAGGGAGAUGUAAGACAAAAUCAAGGAUGUUCUUCCUCUAAUCAUCUAAAAUUUUUGUUCCAGUCUAAAAUCUCCCUCUGGAGUUCUUUUCUUAAUUCUAACUCUGAUUGACGGCCAUUAAAAUGUUAGUCAGCAAACAAGACAUCAAACUUUGAGGGUCGCACUUCAUUAAUAAUAGUUGUAAAGUAAUACAAAUAGAGCGAAACGACAUUUAGGAACUAAGAAGAGUAACUAGUUCAUCAUAGGCUUUGGAGGCAGUUGUUAUGUCUAUGAUCCUUCCUGUUGAGUUAACAUAUAGAUCUGCCUCAUCUUUAAAUGAUUUAGGGAGGUAAACCAGUUGUUGGUUAAAGUUGUACUUUUCCCGAAUGUAAACAGCAUCAGAAGCUAAUACAUUCUUUUUCAUUUCUUUUGCACCUAUUUUUAAGAAAGGGCGAUAUACAUUAAUUGGUUGCCUCAAUAACAAUUAAGGCAUCAGUUUCAGGAGUUCCGUGGUGUAAUCAGCUGCAAAAUGUAUAAUUAAUUUUGGUGCAGCCUUUUAGUUUUUUUAAAAACUUGCAGAUAACACACAAUUUGUGCUUGUGUUAGAAAUAAUAAUAAACUAUUUAGAACAUUCAA